This is a messenger RNA of Aspergillus clavatus NRRL 1, 1314 nucleotides long. Its product is annotated as chalcone isomerase domain-containing protein. Bases 1 to 1314 code for a protein of 437 amino acids. Gene Ontology annotation, molecular function: intramolecular lyase activity. The transcript has a single exon. Lineage: Eukaryota; Fungi; Ascomycota; Eurotiomycetes; Eurotiales; Aspergillaceae. The record is from RefSeq and is a predicted model, not a curated record.
AUGGCAACACCAGCUUCGAUACGGGGCUCUAUGCCCUGGCGUACAUGCAGUCAGGGCAUUCGUCGCCAAUACAUCCGACCGAACCAUUCGUUGAAUUACCGCAACCGCUUCCUCUCAACGACCAGCCCGCUCCGCUCCGCUGCUAACAACCCUCUCCGAAGCUCCAGGAAUGCACGCACACGCGAGGAGGAAAUCGCACAGUACCGGCGGUCGAUGACACUGUCCGCGGCAGGGAUCGCGGUCUGCGCGGUGGCCAUGUACGGUGUCAUCCAGAUGGACCUAUUUGGCCUGUCGCAGGUGGAAACGGCCGACGAGUCCGCCAAGAACACAGACCCCACCACCACCACAACAAUGACCAGCAAAGCAAUGAAGCUGGACGGGCCGGAGGGCUUCCCCAGCAGCCCCUCGGUGAUCCGCAUCCAAGGGCAGGACGGGGCGGAGCGGGUCGCUACGGGCACCAGCACGAUCCCGCACUUCCCCAGCACGAUCCGGCUCCCCAAGUGCCUCGACGACGCGGCCGCGCCCGAACAAGGCGCCGCGCUGCCGUCCGGCCCCGGCGCCGACGAGGAAGAAUACCAGCUGCUCGGCCUGGGCAUCCGCACCGUCUCCUUCCUGCAGGUCCAGGUCUACGUGGUGGGCCUGUACGUGGCCAAAUCGGACAUCUCGGCGCUGCAGCAGCGGCUCGUGCGCACGGCGGUGCACCCGCCCGGCGCCGCAGACGGGCACGGCGUUGUCGUCAACACCACCGGCGCCACAUCCGCCACCUCGCUCGUCUCCACCGAGCGCCAGGCCCUCAAGGACCUGCUCCUGGACCCGGAGCGCGGCGAGGCCGUCUGGAACGCGAUCCUCCGCGACGACGGCCUGCGCACGGCCUUCCGCAUCGUGCCCACGCGCAACACCGACUUUCUGCAUCUGCGCGACGGCUGGGUGCGCGGCAUCACGGCGCGGGCGCAGCGCGCGGCUACCACCACCACCACCACCGCCGAGUCCUUCCAGGAUGAGGCGUUCGGCGGCGCGAUGAACGACUUCAAGGGCCUGUUUGGCGGCGGUCAGCGCAAGAGCGUGCCCAAGGGCCAGACGCUGGUGCUCAUGCGCAACGCGCGCGGCGAGCUGAAUGCGCUGUUCCGGCCGGAGCCCGCGGAGCCGCUGCGGUUCCUGGGCCGCGUGCGCGACGAGCGCAUCGCGCGACUCGUGUGGUUGAAUUACCUGGCGGGCAAAACGGUGGCGAGCGAGGGGGCGCGGCUGAGCGUCGUGGACGGGGUUAUGGGGAUUGUGGAGCGGCCGGUUGGAACGGUCGUGCAGAAGGUGAUCUAG